AUGGAGGGGCGGGUGCUGCGGCGCAGCGUGACGCUGGCGGACCAGCUCGCCGCGGUGGGGCCGGCGCCGGCGCCGGCGGUCGCGAUCGCGGCGGGGGCCGGGGCCGCCGCCGCUGGGUCCUGCAACCUCCGCGACCUGCUCAAGCUCCGCGACGAGGAUGACCUCGCGUCGGCCGGGCGCCGGGCCGUGGUCACGCUCGCCUCCGCCAUGGCCGCCGAGAGGCAGGUCUCGGCGCCGUCGCCGUCGCUCUCGCCCCCGUCGUCGUCGUCCCCCGCUACCGCCGCCGCGCGCGGCGGCGGCCGCGGCGCGCACCCUCCUCGACAUCAUCCGCGGCGACCAGCCUCCCGCCUCGGGGCCCUCCUCCGGCGACCCCCUCGUCCGCCGCGCCGUGUCGCUCCCACCCCCGACCACGGCCACGGCCUCCCCGCCGGCGCCGGCACUCGCCACCGCCGAGGCCGCCCCUUCCCCGCCGCCGCCUCCGCCUCCACCCGCGGCGGCGGCGGAUGA
Miscanthus lutarioriparius is the source of this 507-nucleotide messenger RNA. The record is from the annotation of a GenBank genome assembly. NCBI's taxonomy places the organism in Eukaryota, Viridiplantae, Streptophyta, Magnoliopsida, Poales, Poaceae.